Amaranthus tricolor (Joseph's coat) is the source of this 3147-nucleotide messenger RNA. Its product is annotated as protein-tyrosine-phosphatase MKP1-like. Lineage: Eukaryota; Viridiplantae; Streptophyta; Magnoliopsida; Caryophyllales; Amaranthaceae. The transcript is spliced from 2 exons. Bases 760 to 2880 code for a protein of 706 amino acids. Gene Ontology annotation, molecular function: protein tyrosine/serine/threonine phosphatase activity; actin filament binding. The record is from RefSeq and is a predicted model, not a curated record. Gene Ontology annotation, biological process: protein dephosphorylation.
AACGUUUCAUUCACUUCUCCUAAAAUGAAAUACAGAGACAGUUGCACUCAUUCUCUCACUUUCUGGGAAGAUUGAUUGUUGGUCAGCAGAAUACAGCUUCUCUUCUUCACGUCACUUUCUCUCUCUUAAGAUUCUCAUCUUAAUAAAGCUUUCUACUUUCUUUUUUUUUUUGGUAAGGAAAUAAUAAAGCUUUCAACUUUGAAUGGCUCUUCUUCCUUCUUACAAUACUAUAUUUUCUUCAAUUUUUGCACAUUUUUAUUAGUUUUUUGUGUAUAAUUAAAUAAAUAAGAGUAACCCAUUUCUCCCCAUCUUACCUCAUAAUAAGUCUUUUUCUUCAUUUAGACUUGUUUGCUAGUCUUCAUUCAACAUUCUCGUCUACAGUUUGGUGUUCUUAUUAUAUUUGUUUGUACAAUCAAUUCAAUUUUCUUCCUUUUUCAAUUCUUGUAGUAUAAUCUUAUGUUCAACAGGUUUACUUGUUCAAUGUUCUAUAUGUUUCUUUUACUGGGUCAUUUUCAUAUCUAUCUUUAGAUUUUUUCCUCUUCUAGGAAUAUAUACUUGGUCUAGGGUUUUGGGUUAGAAAAAGGUGGGCUAUUUUUUAGAUUUUUCAAUCAAAAAGAUUGAAUUUUUAGCUAUUUAUGCUUGUACCCAGAAUUUUUCUUCUUUAGUAUGGCUUUCCUGGAAGAUUCCCAUAAUGGGCUUUGAUGAAUUAGUUUGACAAAAAAAUUGGUAGUUUUUUUUAGGGGGAAGGGGGUUAGUGAGAUGUUAGGUGCUGGGGAGGAAGAGAGGAAAGCCAAUGCUCGGAGAACUUAUCUAAGAUCAGUUUCAUGGACUGAUAGAUCACCUAAUAAACCUAACCCUUCUUACCCUAGAGCUCAACCGAGUUCGAAAGCUCGAUCUUGCUUGCCGCCUCUUCAACCUCUUUCGAUUUCGAGGCGAAAUGUGGAGGAGUGGCCUAAGGCAGGAUCAGAUGAUCUAGGGGUUUGGCCUCAGCCUACAACCCCUGGAGGAAGAAGUGAUGGUUGGUUGAGGGAAAAACCGAGUGGGAGCACAAAAUUAGAUGUGCCUGGUAGAGAGUUUGAGUCUAAUAAAGAUAGGCUCGCCUUUUAUGAGAAGGAAUGCUCAAGGAUAUUGGAGCAUAUAUACUUGGGGAGUGAAGCUGUAGCGAAAAAUCGUGAGAUUUUGAGGCAACAUGAGAUAACUCAUGUGCUCAAUUGUGUUGGGUUUGUUUGCCCUGAGUUCUUCAAAGGUGAUCUUGUGUACAAGACACUUUGGUUGCAGGAUAGACCGUCGGAGGACAUAACUAGUAUCCUCUAUGAUGUAUUUGAUUAUUUCGAGGAUGUUAGGGAACAAGGCGGACGAGUUUUGGUCCAUUGUUGCCAAGGUGUGUCUCGAUCAACCUCCCUGGUCAUUGCAUACCUUAUGUGGAAGCGACGACAAAGCUUUGACGAUGCAUUUCAGUAUGUCAAGGCAGCUCGAGGAGUGACGAAUCCCAACAUGGGGUUUGCUUGUCAGCUUCUUCAGUGUCAAAAGAGAGUUCAUGCCAUGCCUGUCAGUCCUAAUUCUAUGUUGAGGAUGUACAGAAUGGCUCCUCACUCUCCAUACGAUCCACUUCAUCUUGUACCCAAGAUGGUGCACCAUCCUAGUAAACUUGGGCUCGACUCUCGUGGGGCAUUUGUCAUUCAUAUCCCAUCAGCUAUAUAUAUCUGGAUUGGAAAGUACUGCAGUUCAGUGAUGUCAAACAACGCCCGUGUGGCUGCUCAGCAAGUUAUUAAAUAUGAGAGGGCACAAGGACCUAUUUUGACAAUAAAGGAGGGUAAAGAGCCGCCUGAGUUUUGGGAUACUCUUUCUAGUGGAGAAAUUCUAAAAGAGGUUUCUGAAGUGUUAGAGACUAUAGAGGAUAAGCCUUCUGCUAGUGGAAGGAUUACUGAUCUUGGGACCAGGAAAGUUGAUGAAUAUGAUCAGGAUUUUGAGAUCUUCCACAAGGCACUUACUGGCGGGGUCGUUCCCCCUUUUACAUCGUCGGGUUCUGCAUCCGAGACCCGUCUUCCUGCUCUAGAAAACGGUUGGAGUAGAUUAAGAAAGAAAUUCGAGAAUGGUAUUAUGAAGGGAUUUCUCUUGUCACCUAUUACUGUUCCGAAUACUCGAUUCAGUCACGAAUGUGAACAGAUAAUCGACACUCGACUUAUAGAAGAACCGAUUUCUCCCACUGCUCACUUGCUGCAGUGUACCCCUGAUUCUAACUUAUCCAAAGCUAGCUUACCCGUUAAAGAUGGUAGUAAUGAAGAGUGUGCCAAGUAUCAAGCUGAUUCGACGUUCUUAUUACCUAGUCCUUGUAGCUCACCAGACUCUUUAUCUCCUUAUCCAGAAAACAGUCCUGCAUUCAAUUCUAAAUCCCCUUCUCUUUCCCCUUCAACUUCAGAAUAUUCUAGCCCUUUUACCUUUUCGCCUUCCUCUUCAAAUUGGUCUGAUUCGACCAACGCCUCCUCUCAACCUUCACCCUCGGGGGUGGAAUUUUCUGAUCACAUGUGUACUAGAAAUCCCACCUCUCCCAAAACUGAUUGUCUACUUAAGAAAGGGACUUCAGGAUCAUGUAUGGAUGCAUUUUCUGCUAUAACCGAUUGGAAAUCCAUGAAUUUCUGUUCCUCUUGUAGAGGAAAUUCUCCUUCAAUAGCGGAACGCAGGGGAAGCAGUCCACCUACGUUGAUGUUACGGCCUACAACUGAUUCGAAUCGUGCUACCAAUACCUUGGUUAGAUCAUGGUCCUUUUCUCUUCCAGGCUUGGGCGAUGAGAUCAGUACUGAAAUCGAGAACAUGGAGCCAGAACAUGGGACAAAUGCUGAAUCAAAUACUGAUGAGCUAAUGUCAGAAGCAGAUCAGUAGAGAUAAAAGGCGAAGAACGUCUGAACAUGGGUCCUAACUUGAAGCUCUUACUCUAAUGUUAGAAGUUUCGGCAUCCCUUGCAAUGCCAUAACCUCGAUCCUUGCUUUUUAGACGAUGUUAAGAUAAAUCUGAAUUCUCGUACGUCUGUAGAAUAUAUAUAUAUAUUUAUAUAUGUAUAUGUAUAUAAGAGAUACGCUCCUUGUUGUAUACUGAAACGAUUGGCAAAUCAAAGCCACAGUGCAAUAAGAGAACACUUUUUGCUUUGUU